UGUCAAAACAAGAAACGAAUAUAAUUAAUUUAGAUGUAUACUGAUAAGAUAUCCCAAAUAAGUAGCCAGCUUGGAGGAAAUUCUACUAUCUGUUCCGUUUCCCCGAGUUCACAAAUCUGUGGCCAAUGAUGCUAUAAUAAUGACUUGUACAUCAUUUAUUGAAACUUUCAGCUUGAAGCUGCUUCAACUUGUAACACAUUUUUCAUGCAGCCAAUCGGACGGCAAAUACAUAUCACCCCGCAACGGACGACCUGAGUUGUUCAACUCCUCAUCAUGGAAGUCCGGCAUCAAAGAUCGAGGCGCUUACAAACCCUACAUGUACAGUGACGAUGCCACACCUACCACCAUCACUAAACAACCUUCAUCAGCCGCUCUAGAUCCCAACGUUUCUCUGCAUCCAAAGUCGCUUUCUUCUUCUCCCACCUCUUGCAGUCUUGCUACUUGCAAGUCAAGUCCCACAAAAUUUGAGAACGAGAAAGGAAAGGAAAAAAGAGAAGAGGAGGUUGACAAGCCAUUGGCACAGUCAUCAGCCAGACAGCUUGGUGUACAAGACCAGAUUAAGCUUUUUGAGAGCAAACAGAAGCAGAUUGGCUCCCCUGCUGAUAACAAGACCAAGGUUUGUAGGCAGUCAUUCGACAUUAAAUAUUCACAUUCAGCUGUACCAUCAGAAGUCCUGAGAAGAUGCAGUGGCGCCGGUGACAUAAGUACUGAUUCAAACUGUGUCAUGAUCGAUAUAUCUAUGUCUAUUGGCAUAGCCGUCCAGAAAAAUCAAAAUGAUACUCGUACUUGUGAUAGUGAAGAAGUUCGGUUGACAACAAAGGUGCGGGCUAACUCAGGAAUUGGAGAAGUUGUGCUAAAAGACUCAUCAGGUUUUAAAAAGGGAUUAGGUGAUUUUAGUCUCAAAAGAAUGGAGAUCAAAGAGCAAUCUAAGGGAAAUCAAGAACUUAAUCACAACCUUAAAAUGAAAGCAGAUGAACUCGAGAAGCUUUUUCGAGAGCAUAAGCUUCGUAUUCAUGAACACCAGGCAACACGUUUACCAUGUAGAAUGCUGGCUGCAAAUCCCAUGCCAACCCUCCUGGUUUCCAAGCAGGAUAUGGUUUAUGGAACACCGCUUUUGGGUACAAUGGUAGAUGACGAGGAUCAUAGGAAUGGACUUUCUAAUAAUACAAGAGGAAAGUUGUUCGAUAGUUACAUAAAGAAAAGAGAUUCAAGACUAAUGGAAUUAUGGGACUCUAAUAGAGCAGAGAAGCUAGGAAGCUAUCCUGAAAUCCAUGCUUGUAGUCUAGCCCAACUUUCAUUGCUUGCAGAUAAACAGGAUUCUGUAUCUGUUACCUAUCACCGUGCAGAGAGACUUAGAUUACUUACGAAGAAUGAGCAGUUUAAAUAUGAUGAGGAUACAUCUGUAUUUUCACGGAUAGUGCCUUUUGAUAAUGGUGUCUCUGGGAUUGCUCGAGGUGAGAAGCCAUUACUAAUCAAGAAUUUGUCUAUAUCAACUCCUUGGACCACGACAGCUGCACCAAUACCAAAAUCAUCCACCAAAUUAGUCCCUGGUGGUUGUAAACAGACGGUCAACCUUGAAAGUGUUCUUGCAACACGCUUUGUCCCCAACUUCUCUGACUCGAGAAAAGAAAAUAUGAAGUCUUAUUCUACAGCCAUGAAAGCAGCUCCAUGGUGUCAUAACCCACCAAGCUCAAGACGUCGUUCAGCAAGGUUAUACUGAUAUUGCGAAAAGGAUCUACAUGGGUUGAGAUUGAAGAAAGUUCUGCAUACCCUUGAAGAGGUCCAUCAGUGAAAAGAGAUUUCCUUUGUAAAUUUCUAAAACUAGCCAUAGGUUAAAGAGGAUGCCUCAUUUUGCCAAACCAUCCCAUAGUGUUUAUGGUUUUCCUUUUCACUGUAGAAUUCUUUUAUCUUAAAACAAUUCCAUUUCCCAUUAAUUUAUUGUAAUCAUACUUUCCUAA
Messenger RNA from Erigeron canadensis, 1958 nucleotides. RefSeq lists its product as uncharacterized. Bases 140 to 1720 code for a protein of 526 amino acids. NCBI's taxonomy places the organism in Eukaryota, Viridiplantae, Streptophyta, Magnoliopsida, Asterales, Asteraceae. The record is from RefSeq and is a predicted model, not a curated record. The transcript is spliced from 2 exons.